AUGACACCCUUCAUAGGCACCUUACGCCGAACCGUCACCCGCCCUGAAUUCAUCAGGGCCCGACCUCUAUCAACACUGCAAGGCCACUCUCAUAUCUACACGUUUAGUCAUGGAAUCUCUCCAGACACGCAUACUCUCUCCCUGCUCCCCACCGAUCCACCAACUCUCCACCUCGCCAUCGGCACAACGUCCAAACUCCCUCCAACCCCAGAUUCCUUCGUGGAAAACCCGGAAUUCCUAUGCAUCCUACAAUCUUUCUUGGCCAAGCAUGCACAUGCUGACCCGGACGUCCAAUCGCAAGCGCAAGUUAUGGCAUCGACGGCUGGGGCAAAUCUAGUGUCUGGCGGAGUGUUUCGCACGCAUCAUCCACGGCAGAGGAAACCAGGAGGUGAGUCUAGCAGUGGAGCCAGUGGCCAAGGCGGUGCUGGGUCCGGAAGGCGUGGUGGGUUCAUCCAUGUCUCCGAUGGCAGAAAUCCCCCGGAGUAUGGCCGUAUUGCUUGGCCAGAGGAUAUAUUUGGAAGUCUAGAGGUAGAUGGACAUGGUAAUAUUGAAGGGAAUGGGAAUUAUCAGCCCAGUGGCACAUAUCGAAUUGUAACAAGAAACGGGAUUCUUGGCCUUAGUCCUUUUUUAAGGGAGAAGCUUGUCCAGCGAUUACGAGCAGAAGAGCAGAAUUUGCGCGGAAAAUAA
Messenger RNA from Ophidiomyces ophidiicola, 687 nucleotides. RefSeq lists its product as uncharacterized. NCBI's taxonomy places the organism in Eukaryota, Fungi, Ascomycota, Eurotiomycetes, Onygenales, Onygenaceae. Bases 1 to 687 code for a protein of 228 amino acids. The transcript is spliced from 5 exons. The record is from RefSeq and is a predicted model, not a curated record.